Messenger RNA from Plenodomus lingam JN3, 984 nucleotides. RefSeq lists its product as uncharacterized. Gene Ontology annotation, molecular function: 3'-5'-RNA exonuclease activity. Lineage: Eukaryota; Fungi; Ascomycota; Dothideomycetes; Pleosporales; Leptosphaeriaceae. The record is from RefSeq and is a predicted model, not a curated record.
AUGCAUUUCUCCGCCGCUCACCCCUUCUUCUUCCUCGCCAUUUUCAUAGCGCUCGCCAUGCGCGUCAACGCCACCCUCCCGAUUCGCAUGCUAACACACAACAUCCGCUACGCAGCCUCUGUACCUUUCAUUGGCGAAAAGCCAUGGCCAGAACGCAAACAACUCAUCCUCAACCAGCUACAUUACAACACCCUUCAUAAUCCCGAGGCCUUCAUCUGCCUGCAGGAAGUGCUUCAUGAACAGUUAGUUGAUAUCCUCGCUGGUCUUGGCGACGAGUGGACGCACAUUGGCGUUGGCCGCGACGAUGGGAAAGAGAAAGGGGAGUACAGUCCGAUAGUCUACCGUAAAGGUGUAUGGGAGCCAACGACCUGGCAAACAGUAUGGUUGAAUGAAGAUGGUUCGAUUGGAAAGAAGGGCUGGGAUGCGGGUAGUGUGCGUAUCCUGACCGUUGGCACCUUCAGGCACCGUGAAAGCAAGGAAGUGAUUGUGGGCAUGAGCACGCAUUUGGACAACUCUGGCAUGAUUGCGAGAAGAGAAAGUGCAAAGAUUAUAUUGCAGACUAUUGACGCUGUCACGGCGACGACGAAUCUUACAAACAGUAGCUUUGGGGUUCGAGACAGACUACCCUUCUUCCUGAGCGGAGACCUCAAUUCCGAGAUCGAUGGCGAGGCCUACCAAAUUCUGAAUAACAGCACAGCUAGCACUCAGGAUGCAAAAGAUCUGGCCAAGUGGAGGUAUGGCGACACGAAUACGUUUACAGAUUUUGGAGACAACGAGAAGCGGUUUACGUUGAUUGAUUUUGUGUUUGUGGGGCCGAGGGGUGGCACGAAUUGGGAUGUUGAGGGGUACAGUGUACUGCCUAAUAAGUUUGAGGAUGGGGUGUUUUCGAGCGAUCAUCGGGCUGUUGUUGUGGAUGGAAUUUUGAGUAUUGGAGGCAUUGAGGGGAAAUGGAAUGGAUGGCUCCAGAGGGGGACGGGAGUGUGA